GAGGAGGAGGAGGAGGAGGAGGAGGAGGAGGAGGAACAACAGAAGAGAGAGGAACAACAGAAAGAGGAGGAGGAGGAGGAGGAGGAGGAACAACAGAAAGAGGAGGAGGAGGAGGAGGAGGAGGAGGAGGAGAGGAGAGAGAAAGAGAGGAGACAGAAAGAGAGAGAGAGAAAGAAAGAGGAGGAGAGAGAACAGAAAGAGGAGGAGAGAGAACAGAAAGAGGAGAAGAGAGAACAGAAAGAGGAGAAGAGAGAACAGAAAGAGGAGAGAGAGAACAGAAAGAGGAGGAGAGAACAGAGGAGGAGGAGGGAGGAGGAGGAGGAGGAACAACAGAAAGAGGAGGAGGAGGAGGAGGAGGAGGAACAACAGAAAGAGAGAGGAGAGGAGGAGGAGGAGAGAGAGAGAGAGAGGAGGAGGAAGAGGGAACAACAGAAAGAGGAGGAGGAGGAGGAGGAGGAGGAGGAGGAGGAGGAGGAGGAAGAGGAGGAGGAGGAGGAGGAGGAGGAGGAGGAGGAGGAACAACAGAAAGAGAGGAGGAGGAGGAGGAGGAGGAGGAGGAGGAGGAGGAGGAGGAGGGAGGAGGAGGAGGAGGAGGAGGAGGAGGAGGAGGAGGAGGAGGAGGAACAACAGAAAGAGGAGGAGGAGGAGGAGGAGGAGGAACAACAGAAAGAGGAGGAGGAGGAGGAGGAGGAACAACAGAAAGAGGAGGAGGAGGAGGAGGAGGAGGAACAACAGAAAGAGGAGGAAAAGAGGAGGAGGAGGAGGAGGAGAGAGAACAGAAAGAGGAGGAGAGAGAACAGAAAGGAGAAGAGAGAACAGAAAGAGGAGGAGAGAGAACAGAAAGAGGAGAAGAGAGAACAGAAAGAGGAGAAGAGAGAACAGAAGAGGAGAAGAGAGAACAGAAAGAGGAGGAGAAGAGAACAGAAAGAGGAGGAGAGAGAACAGAAAGAGGAGGAGAGAGAACAGAAAGAGGAGGAGAGAGAACAGAAAGAGGAGGAGAGAGAACAGAAAGAGGAGGAGAGAGAACAGAAAGAGGAGGAGAGAGAACAGAAAGAGGAGGAGAGAGAACAGAAAGAGGAGAAGAGAGAACAGAAAGAGGAGAAGAGAGAACAGAAAGAGGAGAAGAGAGAACAGAAAGAGGAGGAGAGAACAGAAAGAGGAGGAGAGAACAGAAAGAGGAGGAGAGAACAGAAAGAGGAGAAGAGAGAACAGAAAGAGGAGGAGAGAGAACAGAAAGAGGAGAAGAGAGAACAGAAAGAGGAGAAGAGGAAAGAGGAGAAGAGAGAACAGAAAGAGGAGAAGAGAGAACAGAAAGAGGAGGAGAGAGAACAGAAAGAGGAGAAGAGAGAACAGAAAGAGGAGGAGAGAGAACAGAAAGAGGAGGAGAGAGAACAG
Hyla sarda is the source of this 1395-nucleotide messenger RNA. Its product is annotated as trichohyalin-like. The record is from RefSeq and is a predicted model, not a curated record. NCBI's taxonomy places the organism in Eukaryota, Metazoa, Chordata, Amphibia, Anura, Hylidae.